AUGUUCCGAAUGAAUGCCUUCCUCCGUAUAGAUAUUACCCUCAACUAUUCAGCUAUUACAUUGUUUUUGUUAAAGACGGCUUCCGUCGACUUUCAACGUGGCUCAGUGUUCUCAUGGCAUUUAUCCGUUAUCAAACACGCACUGAAUUCUGACUUCAAGUACUUGUCGAAGCAACGGACCGCUUGGAAAUAUAUUCUUAUUAUGCUGAUCUUGAGUCUAUUGAUGUCAAUGUUCUACCUGACUCGAACUGAUUUCGUUGAGCUUCCCAAUAGAUGGGUUCCAGCAGAUCAUUGCGGAUUCCCAACAAACUUCAGCAUGCCUGAAUACAAUUUUGUCAGUGGUGACUCGUUCUUUAGCGCCAAAUGGCUUUUUGAAACUUUUGUGAUUCUUGAUGUUUCUAUAACUGAAUUUCAAUGCGUUGUAGCAUGUGUUGGUGUCAUUGUGAACUUGUUUCAUUUACUGGUUCUCACCAGGAAAUCGAUGAGUAUGAACAGUAUUAAUAUGAUAAUGAUUGGGAUUGCCCUAUGUGACAUGUUCAAUAUGAGUUUCAAUGUGUAUGAUACAGCUCAAAUAUUGGUUCAAACUAGUGAUAAAUGCCGUCCCCCUGCACCCUAUACUGUGAAACUCAUCGGCUUCUGGGCAUCAGCUUGUGAAGACCAUUCCCGCCGACUAUCCGCUCUAUUCGGUGUCAUGAUGGCUCUUAUACGUUGGUUGAUUAUCAAAAAUGCACUGAAUCCAAAAUACGAAAAGUUUUCGAAAUCUUUGUUUGCUUUUGGAGCAAUGCUUGUUGCAUUCCUCCUCAGUUCCAUCAUGACUCUUCUAUUUUGGAGCAGGUACGAAGUGGCACAAGUGGGUCUGUGGAGACCACCUAUCGAGUGCACUGGUUUCCCGAUUGAUUACUCUGUUCCAGUAUACAAAUCAUCAGUUGAUAACAUUUUUAUGACAGAUACAUCUGUUGCUCUUCAAGUUUUCAGUGUGGUUGAUGGGUUGAUUAAGCUGAUUCCCACUGCAAUGUUCCCUGUUCUCACAUUUCUUUUGGUCAAAGAACUAAAGAAAGCUGCGAGUUCUAGACGGAAAGUUUCAACAGUGAAAAACGAGGAAGAAAACUCUAAAUCUGAACAAGCUACAAGACUCGUUAUCCUGAUGGCUAUCACAUAUAUAUUAUCUGAAGGACCACUUGGUAUAAUUUAUGUAAUUCAAGGAUUUGUUAUGGAACCGCCAGGCCUCGUAGAAAUGACAUUUGACCUUCUCGACAUUUUUGAUUUACCAAUUGCUACAAAAGUCAGUGUUUCGAGUGCUGGUAGAGUGAGGAAGACUACUGUAGAUCCAACUGCAGAUUGA
Molecule: messenger RNA, 1341 nt
Organism: Caenorhabditis remanei
Lineage: Eukaryota; Metazoa; Nematoda; Chromadorea; Rhabditida; Rhabditidae
Exons: 8
Coding region: 1-1341 (446 amino acids)
Cellular component (GO): membrane
Molecular function (GO): G protein-coupled peptide receptor activity
Source: RefSeq, a predicted model, not a curated record